AUGGCAUACCGGCAAUGGAAUGGCGGGGGAUAUCCAGGUCAGCAAGGAGGGUAUCCAAAUCAUCAAAGGGGAUUUUCUGGUCAUCAAGGAUUUUCGAGCCAGCACGGCGGUUAUCCAGGACAACAAAGAGAAUAUUCCGGACCUUAUGAAAACCAGGGCGGACCGCCAGGAGGACAUAACGGCCCCAGCUACCACGUUCCUCCGCCACAGUUUGCGCCUCCACAAGGGAUCAACCACUACGGCCAACCAGUGAAUCAUGGACGCCCCCCCUUUCAUGGCCAUAGAGACGUCCCUAGUGCGCCACAACAAUUUGGGCAAGGAGCCCCGGCAGGCUAUACAUUCCAAUACUCGAAUUGUAGCGGUCGGCGCAAGGCGCUCCUAAUCGGCAUCAAUUAUAUUGGUCAGAAGAAUGAGUUGCGUGGUUGUAUAAAUGAUGUCAAGAAUCUAUCAGCCUUCCUGAUCGAGCGUUAUAACUACAAGUAUGAGGAUAUGGUCAUAUUAACAGAUGAUCAAUCCGAUGCUGUCAGACAUCCGACAAAGGCGAACAUAAUACGUGCGAUGGGGUGGCUAGUCCAGGGGGCCCAGCCAGGCGACUCUUUAUUCCUACACUACUCUGGACAUGGAGGGCAAACCGAGGAUUUGGACGGCGACGAGGAUGACGGAUUUGACGAAGUCAUUUACCCAGUCGAUUUUCAAACAGCGGGCCAUAUUGUAGAUGACAAUAUCCAUGAUAUGUGCGUGAAGCCCUUGUUGCCUGGUGUUCGACUCACGGCCAUCUUCGACUCCUGCCAUUCAGGCACUGCAAUGGAUCUACCCUAUGUAUAUUCGACAAAGGGAGUAUUGAAAGAGCCUAACCUCGCAGCCGAGGCCGGGCAGGGCGCCUUGGCCGCAUUUUCAGCAUACGCAAGCGGCGACAUAGGCGGAGUGAUAUCGUCAGUGAUGGGGUUCGCCAAGAAAGCAAUGAAUGGCGACGAUGCAUACAAUAAGACGAUGGCGACAAAGACUUCCCCUGCCGAUGUGAUUAUGUUUUCUGGUUCCAAGGACGAUCAAACCUCCGCAGACGCCAUGAUUGCAUCCGAAGCUACUGGCGCUAUGAGCUGGGCCUUUGUUACUGCUUUGAAGCAGAAUCCUCAGCAAACCUACGUUCAAUUACUCAACAGUAUUCGGGAAGUGCUUGAAACAAAGUACACGCAGAAGCCGCAGUUGAGCUGCAGCCACCCCUUAGAUACCAAUAUACUGUUCAUUAUGUAA
Molecule: messenger RNA, 1251 nt
Organism: Truncatella angustata
Lineage: Eukaryota; Fungi; Ascomycota; Sordariomycetes; Amphisphaeriales; Sporocadaceae
Product: Metacaspase-1
Exons: 3
Coding region: 1-1251 (416 amino acids)
Biological process (GO): proteolysis
Molecular function (GO): cysteine-type endopeptidase activity
Source: RefSeq, a predicted model, not a curated record